AUGAAAGAACUCCGAAGACUUUUGUGUUCUUCAGCCUUCUAUGAAAACAUCAAGAAACCUCGGUCACAAAGAUACGAAUCUCUCAAGGGGGUCGACCCCACGUUCCUGAGGAACAUGCGCUUUGCCAAGAAGCACAAUAAGAAAGGCCUGAAGAAGAUGCAGGCAAAUAAUGCAAAGGCCAUGAGCGCACAUGCGGAGGCCAUCAAGGCCCUGGUGAAGCCCCAGGUGGUGAAGCCCAAGGUGCCAAAGGGCCCCAGCCGCAAACUCACCCGUCUGGCUUUAAUUGCUCAGCCCAAGCUUGGGAAGUGGAUUAGAAGCUACAUGACCAGGGGUCGUAGGCUCCAAAAAACAAAGCCCAAGGUUCAGGCCAAGGCAGAGGCCUCAGCUGCAGCUCAGGCUCCCAAAGGUGCCCAGGCCCCUGUGAAGGUCCCAUAA
This is a messenger RNA of Chionomys nivalis (European snow vole), 435 nucleotides long. Its product is annotated as 60S ribosomal protein L29-like. The coding region runs from base 1 to 435 and encodes 144 amino acids. Lineage: Eukaryota; Metazoa; Chordata; Mammalia; Rodentia; Cricetidae. Gene Ontology annotation, molecular function: structural constituent of ribosome. Gene Ontology annotation, cellular component: cytosolic large ribosomal subunit; ribosome. The record is from RefSeq and is a predicted model, not a curated record. Gene Ontology annotation, biological process: cytoplasmic translation. The transcript has a single exon.